CAGUAGUAGAUGAACAAUAUCAUAACCUCAGGCUUCAGAUUAAAAACGAUUCAGGAGUUUAACAUUAUUGGUGGGACCUUUACUUCUGAAACAACUCCACAAAGUGGGAUACUGUAUGUGCUUCCAGAACGGCAUGUUUAACCAGCUGGAUUACACCUCUCUAGCUUUGUUGGUGCUCCAGACGACGUUUGUUUGCUAUUUCAUCCGCAAACCGUGAUUUCGUUGAAUAUUUUUGUGGAGUAUUAUUUUUCUUUAUUUUAUUUUUUUUUAAUAUAUUUUUUUAUUUUUUCAUUUUUAACAAAUUAUCGAAGGAUUUCAGGAUUAAGCUCCAUUGUGGAAAAUACUGAUCAGUAUCUACUGAUCUACUGGGUUUGUUGGAAGCAGGGAAGAGAUGAAGAUGGAACCCAGGAGCAUCUUUGGCAUGACGUUACUAUUAAUAAUUUUGCAUCAGGUGUCUAGCUCCGGCGUCUUCCAGUUGGAGCUUCAUGAGUUUAUCAAUAGCAACGGGAUCUUGGCGAAUGGCGAGUCGUGUUUGCCAAACUGCAGGACCUACUUCAAGAUUUGCUUGAAACAUUAUCAGUCGGUGCCCUCUCCCGGAUCCUGUACCUUCGGCAGUUUGGAUACAACGGUUCUUGGAUCCAACUCAUUCAGCAUUAAAAACGUUGACGGGUUUACCAACCCCAUCAGGUUACCCUUCAACUUCUCAUGGCCGAAAACUUUUUCCCUGAUUAUCGAAGCUGUUCAUUCUCCUACAGCCAAAGGACCAAAUUCAGAGGACAUGCUGAUUAGCAAAUUUGCAAUCCAGACGCAACUUAAUGUGGGAGAAGAAUGGUUACAUGAUGUCCAAACGUCAAGGUCACAAACUCAGUUGAGAUAUUCCUAUAGAGUAGUUUGCAGUGAACACUAUUACGGAGAAAGCUGCUCACGAAUUUGUAAGAGCCGUGAUGAUCAUUUUGGGCAUUAUGUCUGUGAAUCCGAUGGCACGAUAACCUGCCUGAAAGGAUGGAAAGGAGAAUACUGCUCUAAAGCAAUCUGUUUAGAUGGGUGCAGUGAGGAAAAUGGAUAUUGCAACAACCCAGGAGAGUGCACGUGUCGUCCUGGUUGGCAAGGUCGUUUCUGCAAUGAGUGCAUUCCCCAUAUCGGGUGCCGACAUGGGACAUGCCAAGCACAGUGGCAAUGUAUCUGUGAUGAGGGCUGGGGUGGCCUUUUCUGUGACCAAGACUUAAACUAUUGCACCCACCAUAAACCUUGUAAAAAUGGAGCCACUUGCAUGAAUACAGGACAGGGCAGCUACACUUGCUCAUGCAAGCCUGGUUUUAGUGGAGUCAAUUGUGAAGACAAAAUCAGCGAAUGCGACAGCAACCCUUGUAGAAAUGGUGGCAGCUGCACGGAUACAGAAAAUGGCUAUGUUUGUCAGUGUCCUCAAGGAUAUUAUGGAAUCCAUUGUGAAAAUAGUGUGUUAAAUUGUGCUGACUCUCCAUGCUUCAAUGGUGGUACUUGCAGAGAAAGAGAACCAGGCGGCAGUUAUACCUGUCUUUGUACACUUGGUUUUACAGGAUCAAACUGCGAGAAGAAAGUAGACAGAUGCACUACAAACCCUUGUCUGAAUGGUGGUCAGUGUUUUGACCUUGGUUACACGCAAGUUUGUCGGUGUCGUUCUGGUUUUUCAGGCCCAACUUGUGCUAUUAAUAUGAAUGACUGUGCAAGAAACCCAUGUUCGAAUGGUGGAACAUGCUAUUAUUUAAACAACGACUACUACUGCAAAUGUCCCCUGGGUUUCAAUGGAAAGAGUUGUGAAGUGAACGCCAGAGACCCACAAUGCACAUUAAAGCCUUGCAAGAAUGGUGGAACAUGUAGGAUGGGUCCAUAUGACAGUUUUGUCUGUGAAUGUCCCUCUGGAUUCUUGGGUGACCAGUGUGAGUCUUACAUUGGGACUCAGAAAGGACUAUCAAUCCCUUGGAUAGCUAUAAUUAUGGGUAUUGGUUUGGUACUUCUCCUGGUUCUCAUCUUUAUGAUUAUAAUGAUAUGGUGUUUGCGGAAAAAGCCUAUGCAGGACAGUAAAACAAUGAACAAUAUGUCUGAUUUCCAGAAAGAUAACCUUAUCUCUGCAUCACAGCUUAAGAAUGUAAACAAGAAAAUGGAUUUGGAGGUGGACUGUGGUCUGGAGAAAUCAAAUUAUAAACUGAAAAACCACACGAUAGACAGUAACCUAACAAAUGGUUUAAUAAGUGGUGUUAGCUGUGGUAUAGGAAAAGACAGUAAAUACCACAAUCGAGAAAAGUGUUUAGAAGAUGAGAAAUUUCCUCUUCGUUUACACAGUGAAAAACCUUGCAGUGAAAAACCAGAGUGUAGAAUAUCAACGAUAUGUUCCCCAAGAGAUUCAAUGUACCAGUCAAUUUAUGUGAUAGCAGAGGAACGGAACGAAUGUGUGAUAGCUACAGAGGUAUAAAACUUAAUUUGGUUAUCCAGGUGUGCAACUUGCAAGCUAUCUCAAACAGCCUAGUCAAGAGGCUCUCACUCCAUGUAGCUGUGUUGUUUACAAUUCAGGACUUUGCUGGACUGGAGGUGAUUAGUAUCACGUACAACUUGCUGCUUUCAGAAGAUCGAAUAAACUGAGCUGAAGGGACAGACUGUGAACUUGCAAAAAUCAGAUGCAAUAGACUUCAUUCUUUAGCUCUGCAUUUUAGAAACUUGAUCAACUGAAUGUAACAAAACUGGAAGAAAAUCAAAAACGAAGUGAAAAUUUCACAUUAAAGACUUUUAUUAUUUUAAGCUACUCUUCAAGUGUCCUUUAAAAUUGCAUUCCAUAUUGUUAAGUUGAAGUGUCAUGUGCUGACAGCAAUGGAUGUUCGCAAUUAAUGCCAUGGAUCAUAUGCAUCAGGAAGGGGAAUUGGAUAUGUUUGCUAUGCAGAAUUAUUAGCUAUCGAGAUCUCGGUUUUGUCCUCCUGAGUUUAGAAGUGCCUAAAGCAUGUCCAAUAGUCUGUAGUAGGUUGGCUGGUGUUCACUGCUUUCCCAUAUAAUACCUUAACAGUAUUAAGCUAAGGAUAUUUAUUGAACCAUCAUGACCAUGUUAGUUUAGUUACAGAGGAAAGGUUGUGGGAUAGACUGUUCUAAAGUGACAACUGGACAUUAUUGCAUGUAAAGAGAUUGGUAAUCGAAAUACAUGGGCAUUAUAUGCUUGUGAUCAUCCUUGGCCAGCAACCAUUAGUCAAAGCCUUAUAUUGCGUAAUAAGUCAAUCAAGUUGGCCACCUUUAAUAUUUCAUUUUGCACUACUGACAAUUAUCACUAGAUAUUCAUUUUCUACUGAAAAAAAACUGGCAACAUUUCUGUUAAUUACAGCCUUAAUAUUGGAUGAAAGCCUCAAAAUAGCUAACAUCAACUGAACUGUUAUAAACGUUAGAAUCCAAAAAUCUAUGUCUGUUUCUAUUUAUAUGUAAUAAUGUUCUAAUUAUUUCCCAGAAUGCAAUUCUAAUGAAGUUAUUUUUGAUGUAUUCAUAAUAAGGGGUUUUAAGCAAUUUCCUGUCCUACAGCACAAGAUUCAAAAACUGAAAGAUGUCAUUAUCAGUAAUAUUUUAUAUAAAGUGGAAUAUUCUUGCUGAAACUGAACUUACUACAUCCAUUGAAUGUAAAUAUUUUUUGGCUUCCUAAAUUAUUUUAUGGUUUUAGAGAUGAAGCUAGACAUUCCAUUUGCCACACAAGGCUUUAAAUGACUUUCAGAAAUGUUUAAAUACUGAAAAUAGAGUAGCAAUAAUGAGUGCUAUUUAAUCAAAUAGAAACAGUGACAUGUUCUUACAAAAAGAAAAGCUGGAGUUCUUGUGAAUUUAACUUUUAUAUUAUGGCACAUUCAUUUACUGUCUAAGCAAUGGAAAAAAAGAAAAGUUAAAUUCUGCCGUUUUAUCUAACAUUUAUAUGCCAGGCCUCCCAUCAAACAGAUUUUUUUAAAAAAAGACUAUGAAAUUCAAUAAUAAAUGUUAUUUUGUUGUUGUUGUGGCUUUUUUGUCAUUUUGAAACCUUGCAUUUCAAUAAUUUAACUAAAAUUCAAGAAGCACUGAACUUUUUACAUUUUAUAGAGUUGUUUGUAUAUAGUGUAUAUUUAUAAUCAAACAAAUGUAAAUAUGUUUAUUUCUUCUUAUGUCAUGUUUUUACUGUGCUAGCAACACAGUUUGAAUUUUAUUUUUAUUUUCAAACAAUGAAAACAAAAUCUCCCUCA
Messenger RNA from Bombina bombina (fire-bellied toad), 4211 nucleotides. RefSeq names its product delta-like protein 4. NCBI's taxonomy places the organism in Eukaryota, Metazoa, Chordata, Amphibia, Anura, Bombinatoridae. Bases 392 to 2449 code for a protein of 685 amino acids. Gene Ontology annotation, biological process: cell communication; Notch signaling pathway; multicellular organism development. The transcript is spliced from 11 exons. Gene Ontology annotation, molecular function: calcium ion binding. The record is from RefSeq and is a predicted model, not a curated record. Gene Ontology annotation, cellular component: protein-containing complex; plasma membrane.